Carassius auratus (goldfish) is the source of this 3447-nucleotide messenger RNA. Its product is annotated as mannose-6-phosphate isomerase. Gene Ontology annotation, cellular component: cytosol. The transcript has 8 exons. Gene Ontology annotation, molecular function: zinc ion binding; mannose-6-phosphate isomerase activity. Bases 51 to 1319 code for a protein of 422 amino acids. Lineage: Eukaryota; Metazoa; Chordata; Actinopteri; Cypriniformes; Cyprinidae. The record is from RefSeq and is a predicted model, not a curated record. Gene Ontology annotation, biological process: carbohydrate metabolic process; GDP-mannose biosynthetic process.
AUUGGUUGGCUGGCUGUGACGUCACCUACGUGACUGUCAACGUCGCAGACAUGGCGGAAGUGAAAGUGUUUCCUUUGUGCUGUGUGGUGCAGAGCUAUGCCUGGGGUAAAGUGGGUCAGGACAGUGAGGUGGCCCGCCUGCUGCUCGGUGGAGACCCUCAGGCUCUCAUAGAGGAGACCACACCAUACGCAGAGCUAUGGAUGGGUGCUCACCCCAAAGGAGACGCUCUCAUCAAGGACAACAGGAUAUCCCAGAGGACCCUGGGACAGUGGAUUGCAGAUUUCCCAGGAUGUCUGGGGUCAAAGGUCAAAGACACAUUCCACGGGCAGCUCCCGUUCCUUUUCAAAGUGCUGUCCGUCAACACGGCUCUGUCCAUCCAGGCACAUCCCAACCGGGAAUUGGCUGCUCGACUCCAUGCACAGUUUCCUGAACAUUACCCAGACAACAACCACAAGCCGGAGAUGGCCAUCGCUCUCACACAGUUUGAAGGUCUCUGCGGCUUUCGGCCGAUGGAUGAAAUCUUGGGCUUCCUCAAAAAUGUCCCAGAGUUCCGUGCGCUGGUCGGUAACGAAGCCGCUGAGGAGCUCCAGAGCGCAGACGGAGACCCGGGCCGGACGUCUCUCGCUCUGAAGAAAUGUUUCACCAGGAUGAUGAACUGUGAGAAGAAGCUGUUCGUCGAUCAGCUCAACAUGCUGGUCAAACGCAUCUCAGAAGAAGAGGCUGCAGGUAAAGACACCUCGGGAAGUAAUGGAGAGCUGCUACUGCGGCUGCAUUCCCAGUAUCCGGGGGACAUCGGAUGCUUUUCCAUUUACUUCCUGAACCGUAUCGUGCUGCAGCCGGGGGAGGCCAUGUUCCUGGGAGCAAAUGAGCCUCACGCUUAUCUGUCUGGAGACUGUGUGGAGUGUAUGGCGUGCUCUGAUAACACCGUGCGUGCCGGACUGACUCCCAAAUACAUUGACGUGGACACACUCUGUGAGAUGCUGAAUUACAGCCCGGCUCCAGUCAGUGCCAAAAUCUUCCCCUGCAUACGGGACAACGCCGACCCCUGCGUCUACCUCUACGACCCUCCAGUGCCAGACUUCACCGUCAUGAGAAUACAGAUCCCCGCCUCGGCGCAGCAGUACACUGUGAGCGCGCUGGACUCCGCUGGCAUCCUGCUGGUCAUCGACGGAGAGGCGGUCGCCACGUCUGCUGCGGCCCUCUCUGACAUCACUCUGACACCAGGCUCUGUGCUUUUCAUUUCAGCCAAUGAGAGUGUCUCUUUAGAGGUGACAUCAUCGUCGGGCAUGACCAUGUUCAGAGCCUGCUGCUUACUGUAGGAGACGUCCGCUUCAUAAACGUUGAUCUGUUCUGUCCUGAUCUAAACCAAUGGUUCACGUAGAAAUCCUGGUCCCAUGUUUUUGGCUUCAUCUGGGAUGAACAUGCAUGAUGAAUAACCUCUAUUUAAAGGAACAGUUCACCCAAAAAUUUAAAUUCUGUCAUUUACUCCAAAACCGUCUCAUUCUUCCACAAAAGAAGAUAUUUUAAAGAAUGUUGGUAAGCAAAUCGUUUCUGGUCCCACUGACUUCCUUAUGUUUUUCCCACACUGUGGAAGUCAGUUUCACUAGCAACUGUUUGCAUACUUAGAACAACUUGAGAGUAAAUGAUCACAUAGUUUUCAUUUUCGAGUGAGCUAUCCCUUUAAGUUGGAGUAUUAUGAUGACAUUUAGUGUUAAAAUAGCUAUGCUUAAUCAUUAAAUAAAAUAUGUAAUGAAACUUGAUGAUUGAAUUAUGAUUCUGCAACAUGAAAACCUCUGCAUGUUCUUUUGAAAUUUGUAAAAGUAUAUAAUUCCAUUGAGUCGACAUGAAAUGCUGUUCGCACCAUUUUACUUUAAUAAUGUGACAUUUACGAGAAAAAAUAAAUAAAUGUAGGAUGGAAUUCGGUUGGAUUAUAAAAUAUGUGUGUUCCAGAAUGAAGUCAGACCAGAAUGAGAGUUUAAACCACCAGCAUUAAAGCAAGUUCAUACAAAGAGGAGUUUGCAGUAAAUGUACUUACCCUCCGCCCCUUUUAUGAUGUAGAUGAGUUUUGGAGAAAUGUGGCAUUACGUCACUUGCUCACCAAUGGAAAGUGUUGCCAAGUCAGCGGUUUUCUCUCAGAAUUGGGUUACUUUUACACUGUUUCCGCAGGUUGUUUUUCAUGUCAGCUCCAAUAACGUGAUUUUUAACCCAUGAAAUGCCAAAAAACAUGCAUUUUACCCCAGAUACGCAAUUUUUACAGGGUUAGUUUUGAGUAGCAAAUUUGGGCUGGUUAUGUUGUGAAAACCUGGCAAUGUCUGCAGUGAAUGGGUGCCGUCAGAAUUAGUCCAAACAUGUGACAUAAACAUCUCCGUAAUCCACACCACUCUCUUGAGAAAUGAAAACUGUGUUUGUAUGAAACAAAUACAUCUUUUUUUGACUUUUUUUAAUUUUUAUUAUAAAAUAUGAAUUACUUGUGGAUCAUUAUGAUGUUUUUAUCAGCUGUCUGGACUCUCAUUCUGACGGCACCCAUUCACAUCCAUUGGUACAUUUCUCCAAAUCUGAGGGUGAGUACUAUUUCAGCUAAUUUAAACUUUUGGAUGGACUAUUUCCUAAAGAAAGUAAACAAAGUCAGUUUUGAUUUCACGUUGGCACAUAUAAAUGCAUGGAUGCAUGAUCACUCACUUUUGGCUGCAAGAUAUGAACAUUUUAUUAAACAAAAUUUGUUCCAUCAGAGAUUUUUUGCAUAAGGAUGCAACACCUUUUGCAUGUGUUAAAAAAAAAAGAACCCAAAAGGAGGACAGUAGCAAUUUUACUUUUACAUUAAAACCUGGUUAACAUACACUUGAGAUCAAUUUGAACAUUUUACACACCUGUUUCUUGGUAUUACUGCUAAAGAACAAUGAGUCCUUGUUACGGAUGCACUCUUCCAUGGUAAAAGAGUUUUAUUGAAGCAGUUGUUGCUAAACGAAGCACUUCUGUGACAGACACAAGUUUUGUGAUUUGAUUACCAGUGCAACUGAUUUUAAAAAUAACCCUGCAAGUGUUUUCAUAUAUGUUAAACUUUGUUACCGAUUUGUAUCCUCCCUUGUAAGUGGCUGUAUGGCUUGAUCUGUGGUUAUGCUUUAUUGCUGUAGUUACUAUUUGCACUAGCAGUGUGGAGAGCACAAAGGAUGCUGGGAAUUACCGGCGUCCUGAUGUUUGUUUACUGUAUUUUGAGUGGCCUCUUCAGAUUCGUACAUGUUAAAUCAGAAGACUGACCUCAAACGUGUUGAUUCCUGGGAUUCUUUCUAUAUUUUGGGAGCCGUGUUAUUCUGAAGUGUUCUGGGAUCAAAGCAUGCGAAGGAUGAAUGAAUGUACAGUAUGGUGCUUUCUGAGCUGUAAUGGAGCAUGUGUCUGAUAAGAACAACUCUGUAUGUAAUCCCUAAUAAAUAACGAUUCUGUAACCUUUAA